Messenger RNA from Physella acuta, 5872 nucleotides. RefSeq names its product guanine nucleotide exchange factor subunit RIC1. The record is from RefSeq and is a predicted model, not a curated record. Gene Ontology annotation, biological process: retrograde transport, endosome to Golgi; intracellular protein transport. Lineage: Eukaryota; Metazoa; Mollusca; Gastropoda; Physidae. Gene Ontology annotation, molecular function: protein binding. Gene Ontology annotation, cellular component: Ric1-Rgp1 guanyl-nucleotide exchange factor complex; Golgi membrane; cytosol.
AAUAUGGCGAUUGUUGACGAAGUCGUCGUAGUUGUGUUAAACAGCCAUUAAAAUAAUUACGAUGUAUUUUCCUUUAGGUUGGCCGAAAAGGCUAAAAUCAAAUAAAGGAAAGUCUCAUAAUAUAAAUCAUAUUGUCAGUAGUUGUGAUCGAUUGCUGUUUGCUGUCGUAUCGUCCAAGUCUCUUAAUAUUUGGUAUUCAAAGCCAUGUGUUCAGAUUGUGACGCUUAAACUUAAUCAUAAGUUACUUGCAGAAGUUGGAAACUUUCUCAGAGGGGAAUGGAAACCAGAUUCAUCUUUAGUUGCUAUAAUGACUGAGAACAAUUGUAUUGUGUUUAUUAAAGUUGAAGUUGACAACACUGUACCUAACCAUCAUUGUCUCUAUGUCAUGCAAGAAGGAAAAGUUCCAUUGUCACCAAAAAUAAACAUCAAUGGCAUCUUAGAUAGUGAUAGUGUCCCAGCAAUAAAGCUCACAUAUGUUGCCCAUGUUAGAAUGCAGUCAUCAAUUUCAUGCUUUCUCUCAGUGAAAGAUGAGUUGGUGGUUGCCACAGUAGAUGGUUGUCUAAACAGAUUAAGAUGGUCUGGAAAUAAAAAUGAGAAGGCUACAUUGCACCUUAAGGAUAUACCAGUGUCAACUGAUUUACAACAGUUUAGAGCGUCAAGGAUAUCCCAUAAUGAUAGUCAUGUCGUGGAGAUGGAAUACAGCCCAACUCUAGGUGGUUACAGCAUGGUGCUUUCCUCUGGCAGGGCUCUCUUUGUUAUUCCCCCUUCAAACAGGGGAGAGCAGACGAGUGCACAUGGGGUUUGGGCACAGGAUGUCAACAGUGCUGCUAGUGUUGCUGUCAACCACAGAUAUAGACUUAUUGCUUUUGGCUGCCAAAGUGGAGAUGGUGUUGUGUAUCACUUGGAUGAGGCAGUGGGGGCUCUGGAAGUUUCUCACAAGCUUGUCAUCUCAAGUAAAGAAUUUCCUGAUGCAGGGAUAAUUGCUGGUUCAGUGACUUGCAUGAAGUGGACACCUGAUGGAACUGCAUUGGCCCUGUCCUGGAAAAAUGGGGGACUCUCCUUGUGGAGUGUGUUUGGAUCACUUCUCCUGUGUACAUUAGGUGGAGAAUACAGCAUAUCAGACAAUGGCAGCUUGUUCCCACCUCCUAUCAUAUCCAUGGAGUGGGGUCUCGAGGGUUACCACCUGUGGAUGGUGACACUCACCUGUGAUGGUAACUCUGACCUUGACCUGGCUGGACACGACUCUAAAGAGGGCUCCUUCUCUGACGAGUUUGACAGGAAACUGAAGAGUGAUGAAAACUGUGAAGAUAACAAAGUAAAGGAGGAAAAGCUGGAACAGGUGUCAGCUACAGAACUCAUUCAGUUCCAGUUCCUGAAGAGUGCACUCACUGUAAACCCUUGCAUGGGCAACCAUGAACAUGUGUUCCUGCAAGGGGAGGACAAGCUGUACAUGAGCACAGGGGACACCAUGUCGCGGGGACACUCCCACUACCACGCAGGGGGCAGCUCCUCUGCUGGCCACGGCUACAUAGGCAACAAACAGUGGCAAGUCAUCCCCAUCUCCCACAGCUAUCUGGCCUCUAACUGGCCCAUACGGUAUGCAUCAGUAGAUAAGGCAGGCCAGUGUGUGGCUGUGGCGGGGAAGACUGGGUUUGCCCACUACGCCCUGUUCAACAGGAAGUGGAAGCUGUUUGGGAAUGAGACUCAGGAAAGGGACAUGGUCGUGUCAGGUGGCAUCACUUGGUGGAAGGAUUUCAUCUGUCUGGCGUGCUUCAAUAUCCAAGGCCAGAGAGACGAGAUUCGCUGCUACCCUCGUGCGUGUAAGCUGGACAACACGUUUGCCCAGGUGUUCAGGCUGCGGUCUCAGGUGCUCCUCCUCAACACAUUCCGUGACCUGCUUAUUGUGUUUUGUGCUGACAGCCAUGUUGUCAUGUUCAGUCUGGAGAGGAAAAAUACACAACAAAAUCCUUCUGUGCUGAUCAGCAUGGUGCAGGAGAUCUCACUGACCAGCUUUAUACCUCAUCCAUUGUGUGUCACUGGCUUAACCUUGACCUCACUCAUGUCUGACUCAGUCACAGUUAAUGCCAAGCUCCACCCAUCAGCCAAGGAGGCGGAGUCUAUGCUAGUGAAUGUGUCUGGGAAGCUGCUGAUGUUUCAGAGGGACAGGACAGGCCCACAGAUCAAAGAUGAAAAGAACAAACACAGGCCUGUGCCCUUCUGUAACCCCACUGUUGUAGCUACCUCUGUAGAAAACCUUUGGACAACAACAAGGGCCAAUGUGGGUAAAAUCCAACUCAUGGAGGCAAUGUGGCUUGGCUGUGGUUCUCAUGGCAUGAAAGUGUGGCUGCCACUGUUUCCUAGAGAUGAAGGGAAGGCACACAACUUCAUGUCUAGGAGAAUCAUGCUACCUUUUAGAGUUGAUAUUUAUCCCUUAGCUGUUUUGUUUGAAGAUGCUGUUAUACUGGGUGCUGCCUGUGAUGUCGUCUCAUAUACCCUUUCAUCAUCUGUAAAAAAUUAUUCUGAAAUGCCAUUUUGUACAUUAGAACGAACUAGUCAAAUCUACCUUCAUCAUAUACUUAGACAACUUCUCAGGAGAAACCUGGGUGUAAAUGCCCUUGACCUAGCUCGGAGCUGUAAAGAGCUAACCUAUUUUCCUCAUGUGCUGGAGCUUCUGUUACACGAAGUGUUGGAGGCUGAGGCUACAUCCAAAGAACCAAUUCCAGAUCCAUUACUUCCACGAGUGGUAGCAUUUAUCCAAGAAUUCCCAGAGUUCCUACAGACUAUAGUACACUGUGCUAGGAAAACAGAGGUUGCUCUUUGGCCCUAUCUCUUCUCUACAGUUGGCAACCCUAAGGAUUUAUUUGAGGAAUGCCUUAUGCUGGGGAACCUAGAGACAGCAGCUACAUAUUUAAUCAUCCUACAGAAUCUAGAGAAGCCUAUAGUCAGUAGACAGCAUGCAACAAUCUUAUUAGAUUCAGCUCUGGAUAAAGGCUAUUGGGAGCUGUGCAGGGAUUUGGUGAGAUUUCUCAAAGCCAUAGACUCAACAGAGCCAGUUGAAUCCAUGACAAACUCUCGCCUCUCCGGCACUGCCACCCACUCGGCAUUUCCCACCAGCCCCCCCAUGUCCCCGUCCAGCCAUGCUGGCUACAGCUACAGCAAUGUCAGCAACGUGGGGCGGAUGAGAACGUCCAGUAUAGUGGAGCCCAGAGAGGUCAAGCUGGUACAGAAAGAGAAAGCUAAGCACACAGUGUCUGACUCACUGAUCAGUGCAGGGAAAAGGCCUACUGCUAAACAAAAGCAGACAGAGCCCACAGCUGAACAAGUGUACAUUGAUAUGAUCUUGUGUCGGCAUGCCAGGAAACUACUAGCCUCCAACAACAUCAGGACACUGGGCUAUUUCUCUGCCAACAUGGAGGAUUUCCAGUUUGUGGCUUGGCUCAAGAGAGAGAGAGUGAGAGCAGGAAAGAUGGAGGACUUUGUCUCUGCUUUAAGAGAAAUCCACACACAGUUUGAGUGGCCAAUGCCAGUUUUAUCUGCUCAAGCUUUACAGCAACUGAAAAAAUCCCUGGCUGCAUCCUCCUCAUCCUUGUCAUCAUCUGUGUUGGACGAUGAUUUCCUGAGUCCAUCUGUUGAGAGUGAGCCAAUGACCAGUCAUACACUGACCAGCAGCAUGAUGAGUCCUACACUUGGGCCCCAGCUGACAGAGCAAUCUGUGGCGCAGGUUGUGUCUGAUGAGAUCAUCCUCAAACCACAGAACUUGAGAACUGACGAGAGCAGUUUGGCUACAAUAGAAAUCUCCGACUCAAGUUCACUUCUUGGUGAUUAUGAGGUGGUGAAUGACUCCAUCCUUGCUAACGAUGUCCAGCUCAACAUUGACUUGGAGGGUAUUUCCCAGGAGGUUGCAUCUAGUCGAGGCCCUGAGCAAGCUCAUCUGGAGCUGGAGUACCUUCUACACAUCAUGCUGGAGGCUGGUUGCUUGGAGUGGGCACUAAUCUUGGCCAUUGUGCUGCGUGACAGCAUGGCAGUCAGUCGGGUGGUGACCACAGCCAGCUGUACAGAAACACCUUUAGACAUGGUGGCCAGGAUGAGAGAAGGGCUCAGCUAUCUGGAGCUCUGGGCUGACACUGAAUGCCUGGGCUACAAGUCAUUCUUCCACCAGAUCCGUGGCGAGGCUCAGAGACUUGGCAAGCUGCUGGAGGUCCCAACAACGCCGAGCCUCAGCCUGGAUGUCUCAAGUUCUUCCAAUGACACGCCUUCUGUAGAGGAGGGCAACUUGUCUCCCUGUGUUCAGGCCAUCAGGCCAGAAGUUGAUGCUUUAGUUAACCAGCAGGAAGGCUCCGCACAUUACAAACGUAGUGACUGCGCUAUUUCUUGAUAGUUCUCAAAUCUUCAACACUUAAGUUAACUUUGUUCAUGUAUUCCAUUUUUAUCAAUUUUAUUUUUGUAAAUAUUGUAUUUUUAACUGUACAGAAAUAUUUAAUGUAAUUAUUUUAUUCUUUGACUUUUGUCUUGACUAACCCCUGGACAUGGAUUAUUUUUAUUUAUAUUACUAGUAAGGGCAGGGAACUCUUAUCUAUUCCAGUCAACAGUUUUCAUACAGGCCACCACUGCUACUUCAUACAACAUAAAAAUCAACAUUUUUCUCUCUGUUAUGUUCUGCGUGAGUUAUGGGUUUUCAUUGAUGACAUAUUUACAAUCCGGUUCAUAUACACUUUGCUAUUACCAAGAUAUGUGUUGUUGCAAUUGUACAAAUAAAAUCCUUUAUUUAUUCAUACUGUCUUGAAAGAUGAUCUAGCUGGGUUAUUUUUUUAUAAUUCUGAAAAUACGGAAAUCACGAGGGCCGGGUUUUAAAAACUUUUAGAUAAACUUUGUAGAGAAAUUUUAGUGAUGAAUUUAAAAAAAAAAAAUAUAAAUAUUUGCAAUUUAGCAGAAUGACAACAAUAUUAGUUUAUUAUUUUUGUGAAAUGAAGAGGUUGAAUCAAUAAAAUAAUUGACAAGACACCCAUGUUUAUCAUGACAACGAAGUUCAUGCAUCUGUUGCUAGGGAAAUGUGAAAGGAAGAUAACAUGUGAGGGGAAAAAUAUAAUUUUUUAACUGGCAAAUGUUUUUUUAGGUGAUCCUAUUUCUAACAUCUGCAUUUCAAUAGAUACUAUUCUUUGUUUAAGCAGGCUACUUCAUGUUGAUCUCUACAGUCUGUUGUUUCAUUACAGUCUUUGUCUUGGUUCUGUUACUAGUAGUCAAUUCUAUUGUUCUGAUGAAAUGUAUUUUUCUAGUGACGUCAAAACAAGAACAAUGCUUAUUUAUGUUUACAUGAUUUUCGUUUACUGACCAAAAUUGUGCUAUGUCUACAUCUUCAAGCUGGCAACAGUUUUAUUUUCACAUUAAUGCAACAAUUGUUUACUUAAUUCAGAAUGAGUUCCCUUUCCAGCUGAUCAUUGACAUAGACCUACUGUUUCCAUUUGUUAUAAAAACUGACUGUCCCACAUACCUAGUCCCCAUAAAUCUGAAUGUUUUGUUUUCAUAAAAUGUAGUUAUGUUAACUAUAUAAUAUUAUGAAACACUGCAAGAAUAUUGUUAAAGAUUUCUUUAAAUAUAAAAGCAUAUCCUUUUCAUCAAGUAAACUUCAGUUUCUAAAAAUUAUCUGUUAUGUCUAUGGUAAGAAAUGUUUUUAACUGCUGUAGUGAGAUUUUUCACCAUGUUCACACUAAGCCAUGAUGAGGGAAAAGAAACAUAUCAAUAAUGUUGAUUAAAAAGUAUUAAGAUAUAAUCAAUGAUUUUUUAAAAAAAUGCAACUGUUGGUUUGAUAUUAUUUAAGAUACAGUUCUUAUUCUUUUUAUUUAUUCUUUAUUCUCCAAAAGGAUUUUCCCCAACA